Molecule: messenger RNA, 390 nt
Organism: Malassezia pachydermatis
Lineage: Eukaryota; Fungi; Basidiomycota; Malasseziomycetes; Malasseziales; Malasseziaceae
Exons: 1
Coding region: 1-390 (129 amino acids)
Source: RefSeq, a predicted model, not a curated record
AUGCAGUUCAUGUCGCGGAUGCUCCUGUUGCGGGCCCCGCCACUGCGUGGCAUGGCCUUGCGCACGUACUCGUCGGUCCCUCCAACACAGACGCCGACGCCGACGCCGCCCAUGACGCCGCCAUCGCGACCACAGCCAGUUCCUCCGCAACCGCAGCCGCUGCCAUCGCACCAAGCGGCCCCUCCGCCUCCACCCCCACCAAAGUCCAAGCAUGCCCUGCUGUACUCGGACAUUUUCCCGCCCAUGUUCCGCGUGCUGGCGUACAGUACGGCGACAUACUUUGCGCUGCACCUUGCUUGGACGUACCUCCGCAACGAGGAGGAGGCACGGGCGCAAGACGCGGAGAUCACCGAGUUGCGGGAAGCCAUCCGCACUGCGCGCAGUGUGUAA